CCUCAUAUGAUCAUUUCACAUUUCCUCUCUCCCUCCACUUUGAUCUUACCGCCCAAAUUGAACACUCCCAACCCCAACAAUGUCGUCAAUUCCCACCACCACCACCUCCUCCGCCGGAUUCUUCCGCAUCCCUCCUCCGCCGCAUCGAAUGCCCGCUGCCGGAGUUCGUAUGAUGGCCGGCGCCUUGAGAUCCAGUGCCUCCAGCGUGGGGACCAUCCUGACAAACCUCCAGCACGAAUCCGCCACUCCGCUUCCCGUUCUGCGCCACGUGGCGGACGCCAUGACAGAGGACAUGCGAGCCGGGCUGGCUGUCGAAGGCGGGAGUGACCUUAAGAUGAUUCUCAGCUACGUCGACGCCUUGCCCAGCGGAAAUGAGAAGGGAUUGUUCUAUGCGUUGGACUUGGGCGGGACGAAUUUCAGGGUGCUGAGAGUUCAGCUUGGCGGGAAGGAAGAGAGAGUGAUUGCUACUGAGUCAGAGCAAGUCUCAAUCCCCAAAGAGCUCAUGUCUGGAACCUCCGAGCAACUGUUCGAUUUUAUUGCAAAUGGGCUGGCGACAUUUGCGGAGGUGGAAGGUGGGAAUUUCAGGUUGCCACAUGGGAGGCAGAGGGAGAUUGGGUUCACAUUCUCCUUCCCAGUAAUGCAAACCUCCAUUGACUCUGGCAUACUCAUGAAGUGGACCAAGGGCUUCUCAGUUUCUGGAACGGCUGGACGAGAUGUUGUUGCUUGUUUGAAUGAGGCAAUGGAGAGACAAGCAUUGGACAUGCGAGUGUCUGCCCUGGUCAACGACACGGUGGGUGCAUUGGCCGGAGCAAGGUACUGGGACGACGAUGUCAUGGUAGCAGUCAUUUUGGGUACCGGAACCAAUGCUUGUUAUGUAGAGAGGACUGAUGCAAUUCCAAGGCUACAUGGUACAAUGUCAGCUUCAGGAAUGACUAUUAUUAACACCGAAUGGGGAGCUUUCUCAAAUGGGAUUCCAUUGACUGUGUUCGAUAAAGACAUGGAUGCUGCUAGUAUCAACCCGGGAGAACAGAUAUUUGAGAAGACGAUCUCUGGGAUGUAUCUAGGUGAAAUCGCUCGAAGAGUGCUGUUGAAGAUGGCAGAAGAAGGGGAUUUGUUUGGCAGACGUUUCCCAGAGAAACUAACCACCCCUUUUAGCCUCAGAACUCCAGACUUGUGUGCAAUGCAGCAAGACGACUCUGAUGAUCUCCAAGCUGUUGGUUCUAUUCUCUACAAUGCAACCCAGAAGGUGGAGUCCAACCUGAGCUCCAGAAAAGUGGCAUUGGAGGUCUGCGACGCGAUUGUGAAACGAGGAGGGAGGCUAGCAGGAGCCGGGAUCGUGGGGAUUCUGCAGAAGAUGGACCAGGAUUCAAAGGGCUCGAUCUACGGUAAGCGAACUGUCGUGGCAAUGGAUGGUGGCCUCUACGAGCAUUACCCUCAGUAUAGAGGGUAUAUGCAAAGGGCUGUUGAAGAGCUUUUGGGGUCAGAAAUUUCGAGAAACAUUGUGAUUGAGCACUCUAAAGACGGGUCUGGGAUUGGAGCUGCUCUCUUGGCUGCUACCAACUCCAAGUACGAGCAUUAGAAUGUUUUAAAAGGGCUUCUUCCCAUAUUCCUUUUGGCCAUUUUUUUCCUUAUUGGUUUUGGAUUGAGAGUUUUGUGAAUAAGUUGGCCACUAUUAGGGGUGUGAUCAAGUGAAUUUGGUUUGUUGGGCCAUAAUUUUGGGCACCAUCUUAUCUUCAAAUAAAAAAGAGGUCAUCUGCUACGUCACAGGAAGACAAACUUGGCUUCCCCUGAGUUCAAACCACUAGGAAAGUCCUUAUAAAAGAGCAAACUUGAAACUGCACAAAUCACAAAACACAAUUCAAUUCAAUUCAAUUGCAACCCUUCUUUUUCUGAGUAUGAGUGAAGAAGAGGUGAAGCUACUGGGGGUUUUGACCAGCCCUUACAAAUUCAGAGUGGAGGUAGCCCUUAAACUGAAGGGCAUACCCUACCAAUACAUAGAGGAAGACCUCUCCAACAAAUCCCCUCUCCUUCUUCAAUCCAACCCAAUCCACAAGAAAAUCCCAGUCCUCAUACACAACGGCAAACCCAUUUCAGAAUCCCUCGUCAUUCUCGAGUACAUCGAGGAUACAUGGAAGAAGAACAACAACAACAACAACCCACUCCUCCCCAUAGAUCCCCUCGCUCGAUCCACCGCUCGAUUCUGGAUCAAGUUCAUCGAAGAAACGAUCUUGCAGACAGCGGCGAAGAGCGUGAAAACUAAAGACAGGGGCGAGAUCGAGAGGAUAAUCGGGCAAGUGGGUGAGCAGGUGAAGUUGCUGGAGAAGGAGCUGGUUGGGAGUGGGGAGGAAUACUUUGGAGGGGAGAGAAUCGGGUUGCUUGACAUUGUUGCGUUUGCUAUGGCUUACUGGUUUGAUGUGAUUCAAGAAGCAAUGGCGGUGGAGGAAUCUCUGAAACUGAUGACUGUGGAUGAGAAAAGUUAUGGCUAUGGAUGUUGUUGUGGAUUCUCUUCCUCCCAGAGACAAGCAUAUUGCUUAUGUCCGAGCUCGACGCAUGAUUUCAACGUGAAAGAUCGCUUUUUUUCUUCUUCUUCUUCUUCUUCCUUCUUUUUCACGCAUGAUAGUGUUAUUUACCAUAUAUAUUUUUCAAGCUAAAUAAAAGAUGAGGAAACUUAUGAGAAAAUUAGGUGGUUUUAUCCAUAAAUAUUGUGGUUUUUUUAUAAUUCCAUUUACUUAAUUAUUCUUGUGUAUUGCAUUUUCAACUCAUAUGAUCAAUAUGCAUU
This is a messenger RNA of Linum tenue, 2779 nucleotides long. The record is from the annotation of a GenBank genome assembly. Lineage: Eukaryota; Viridiplantae; Streptophyta; Magnoliopsida; Malpighiales; Linaceae.